AUGUCUAAGCGCCGGGCGCAGGACAGCCAAAGGCAGGGUAAAAGACCGCGGCCGGCGAUCAAGAAGCACCUGUACCUGGUGUUGGAUGACUGGGAGAGGGGAUACUCCAUCCGGCAGAUCGACCCUGACACCAUGCUCUCGGUCUCGGACACCGACGACUUAGCUUGCACCAAUCGGGACCCAACGCACCUCCCCGAGCCCGCAGCGUUCCGGUUCGUGGCACCUGCCUUGGACACGCAAUUCAUCGCCAUGGGCAGCAACAUCGUCGUCGUGAGUAGCAGCGUAGGCGCAGAGGCUCCAACCCUGGUGUACGACACGGGGGCAGCGGCGCUGGCCAUCGGCCCUCCCCUGCCGGGCCUCCUCUCCGACUUGCUCGUCGCUACAGCAGGCGGCGACGCGGUGUACGCGCUGACAACGCUGGGCGCGGGCCUGCCGCUCGCCUUCGAGGCGUUCUCGUGGGCGCCCCGCACCGGCGAAGCAGCGGAGCCGGGGCGUCCGACGCACGGGUGGUCGUGGAAGAGCGUCGCCGCGCCGCCUCCGCCUUUCGCUCCGGAGGCCAUCGUGUCCUACGCGGUGCACCCGGACGGGCGCACCGUCUUCGUGUCCACGGCCACGCGCGCCGCCCACGGUUCGCGCCGCGGCACCCACUCCUUCGACACCACGCGCCGCGAGUGGCGGUGCCACGGGGACUGGGUGCUGCCGUUCCACGGCCAGGGCUUCUUCGACCGCGAGCUGGACGCGUGGGUCGGCCUCGACGAGGAGCAAGGCUGCGUGUGCGCCUGCCAGGUCGCGUCCCGCAGCACGAUCAGCAUCGUGCCGCCGGAGUCGGACAGGAUGGAGGAGAAGCUGUUCUGCGCGACGGGCGAGAGCACGCGCUCGCGUACAUGGGCGACAGCAAGUUUUGCCUCGUGGAGAGCGUGCCUCGGCCCCGAGAGGAGGAUGCUGGGCUCGGGAACGAUCGCGUCGUUCGUGUGA
Messenger RNA from Miscanthus lutarioriparius, 975 nucleotides. Lineage: Eukaryota; Viridiplantae; Streptophyta; Magnoliopsida; Poales; Poaceae. The record is from the annotation of a GenBank genome assembly.